Sinocyclocheilus grahami is the source of this 952-nucleotide messenger RNA. RefSeq names its product SFT2 domain containing 1 (gene sft2d1). NCBI's taxonomy places the organism in Eukaryota, Metazoa, Chordata, Actinopteri, Cypriniformes, Cyprinidae. Gene Ontology annotation, biological process: vesicle-mediated transport. The record is from RefSeq and is a predicted model, not a curated record. The transcript is spliced from 8 exons. The coding region runs from base 133 to 618 and encodes 161 amino acids. Gene Ontology annotation, cellular component: membrane.
GCGGUGAGAUGAAGGGCGGGGCUUAUCGGAACACGGGUGGGGAAAAGUAGCGUCUGGUUUGUGUGUCCAUGCUGAACUUCGAGGAAGUGUUGAAUCAUUUCACCGGAGCACUGUUUCACCUGCCGAGCAACGAUGGACAAGUUGCGUCGUGUAUUAAGUGGAGGAGAGGAGAAUGAAGAAGUGGGACUUACAGCACAGAUCAUGGACGGCACAACACUCAGUUUCGGCACACGGGUGAAGUGGUUUGUCAUUUGUUUCGCUGGAGGAGUCCUGUGCUCAAUACUUGGAACUGCACUCCUCUUCUUGCCCAAGGCUGGUGUUAAUUUGUUUGCUGUAUUCUACACCCUUGGAAAUAUUGCAGCGAUUUCAAGCACCUGUUUCCUGAUGGGCCCAUUCAAACAGCUGAAGCGAAUGUUUGAGCCCACCAGACUCAUAGCCACUAUUAUGAUGCUGCUAUUCCUUGUGUUGACGUUAUGUGCAGUGUUUUGGUGGGGCAAAAGGGGUCUGGCGAUCAUCUUCUGCAUUUUGCAAUUUUUGGCUAUGACAUGGUACAGCAUCUCCUACAUUCCAUUUGCACGGGAUGCUGUUAUUAAGUGCUUCACCUCCUGUUUGAGCUAAACUAUCCAGUAUUUCAUCUGACGACCAGACCUCCAUAGUAGAUGUUUUUUUUUAAAAGAUUGUUUUCCUCUUUCAUCUCCAAACCACACUGUCCUCCGUGACCUUAAAACAUUUCCUCUUUUGUCUUAAUAUAAUCAUUUAAAAUUAACAUUGUGUAAUAUUAAAGGUGCAGUAGGAGAUCUUGGAAAAUGCUAACUUUAGACUGAAAGCGAACGUCCCACCCUCCCUGCAAUCGCCGUCCUAAGCCACGCCCCCUCAACGCAUAUAGGCUCACAGACCAGAAUACCAGAGACAACAUUACUACGAUAGGCUACAUCAGCUGUUCCCAAUUCCA